AUGGGCUUACAUUUCAAGUGGCCAUUAGGGGCUCCUAUGCUGGCAGCACUAUAUGCAAUGAGUAUGGUUUUAAAAAUGCUGCCUGCCUUGGGCAUGGCAUGUCCACCAAAAUGUCGCUGUGAGAAGCUGCUCUUUUACUGUGACUCUCAGGGGUUUCACUCAGUGCCAAACACCACUGAAAAGGGCUCUCUAGGUUUGUCACUGAGGCACAAUUAUAUUUCUGAACUUGAAAGGGAUCAAUUUGCAAGCUUCAGUCAACUUACUUGGCUUCACUUAGAUCAUAAUCAAAUUUCAACAGUAAGAGAAGAUUCUUUUCAAGGACUGUAUAAACUUAAGGAAUUAAUCCUAAAUUCCAACAAAAUCUUUCACUUGCCAAACACAACUUUUAACCAACUGCUUAACCUGCAAAAUUUGGACCUCUCUUUUAAUCAGUUAUCUUCUCUGCAUCCCGAGUUGUUCUAUGGCCUUCGUAAACUGCAAACCUUGCAUUUACGUUCCAACUCCCUGCGGACUAUCCCAGUCCGCCUUUUCUGGGACUGUCGUAGUUUGGAGUUUCUGGAUUUGAGCACAAAUCGCUUGCGAAGUUUGGCUCGCAAUGGAUUUGCAGGAUUAAUCAAAUUGAGGGAGCUUCACCUAGAGCACAACCAGCUGACAAAGAUUAAUUUUGCUCAUUUCCUGCGGCUAAGCAGUCUGCACACGCUCUUCUUGCAGUGGAACAAAAUUAGCAACUUGACAUGUGGGAUGGAGUGGACCUGGGGCACCUUAGAAAAGCUAGAUUUGACUGGAAAUGAAAUCAAAGCCAUCGAUUUGACAGUUUUUGAAACCAUGCCUAAUCUUAAAAUACUCCUAAUGGAUAACAACAAGCUAACCACUCUGGAUUCCAAGAUCUUAAAUUCACUUACAUCUGUAACUACAGUGGGCCUAUCCGGCAAUCUGUGGGAAUGCAGCCCAAAGAUAUGUGCAUUAGCCACAUGGUUGAGUGGUUUCCAAGGUCGGUGGGAGCACUCCAUACUCUGCCACAGCCCAGACCACACCCAGGGAGAGGAUAUUCUAGAUGCAGUUUAUGGCUUUCAGCUUUGCUGGAAUUUAUCAACUAUUGUUACAUCCAUGGCUACGACUUACAGAGUUCCAACAACAGAGUAUACAAAAAGAAUAAGCUCAUCUAAUUUCCAUGUGGGAGACAAAGAAAUUCCAACUACUGCAGGCAUGAUCACUACCACUGAAGAAAAUUUCCCUGAACCAAACAAUGCCAUCUUCACUCAGCGGGUAAUUACAGGAACAAUGGCUUUAUUAUUUUCUUUCUUUUUUAUCAUUUUUAUAGUGUUCAUCUCCAGGAAAUGCUGCCCUCCCACAUUAAGAAGAAUUAGGCAGUGUUCAAUGAUUCAAAACCACAGGCAACUCCGAUCCCAAACAAGGCUACAUAUGUCAAACAUGUCAGACCAAGGACCAUAUAAUGAAUAUGAACCCACCCAUGAGGGACCCUUCAUCAUCAUUAAUGGUUAUGGACAGUGCAAAUGUCAGCAGCUGCCAUACAAAGAAUGUGAAGUAUAA
Alligator sinensis (Chinese alligator) is the source of this 1551-nucleotide messenger RNA. It is a transcript of the gene LRRTM2, whose product is annotated as leucine rich repeat transmembrane neuronal 2. The transcript has 2 exons. The coding region runs from base 1 to 1551 and encodes 516 amino acids. Lineage: Eukaryota; Metazoa; Chordata; Crocodylia; Alligatoridae. The record is from RefSeq and is a predicted model, not a curated record. Gene Ontology annotation, molecular function: protein binding.